Molecule: messenger RNA, 2152 nt
Organism: Bactrocera dorsalis (oriental fruit fly)
Lineage: Eukaryota; Metazoa; Arthropoda; Insecta; Diptera; Tephritidae
Exons: 2
Coding region: 449-1834 (461 amino acids)
Cellular component (GO): nucleus
Molecular function (GO): DNA binding
Source: RefSeq, a predicted model, not a curated record
AAACUAGGGUACCUUUGACUUUGGGGCACAUUUGACUAUGGCCUUUUCGAAGUCAAGCCAGUAAAAUCAAUCGCAUUUAUAAAUUGGGAAUGGUGAAGUAAUUGAUUUUAUUCAAUAUGUUGAAGUUUACCAGUUAGUGUUUAUACAUUUUGGUGAAGCAACACGUGUUUUUCUCUUUUCUCUGCGUUCUGUGUUAUUUUGUGGCAGUGAUAUGCAAGACAUUUGUGAAGUCAAUUGAACACCAUUUUAAAGUGCUAAGUGAACUUAACUAGUAUUAUUCUGAAUAAUUUUGAAAAGAUUUGGAAAUUUAAGAAUAAAAUAAUUGAAAAGGUAAGAAAAUUGAAAUUUCUAAAGUAAACUCAGUUGGGGUACAUUUGACAUUUUCGAAUGGAGCACAUUUGACAAAAUGUACCCCGUCUCUGUUUUGACUAUGUAAUGAAUUCACUUUAUGCAAUUUAGUGUUGAUAUUCAGCAGGAAAAUGGUACGCAAUUACAAAAAAAGACUAAUCGGUGUGCCAUAAAUGAAGAUAAUAUUAGAAAGGCAAUAACGGAUAUCAGAAAUGGGACUGAAACGCAAACUACAGCUGCCAUCAAAUACGGAAUAAAUAGAACAACUCUAAUCAUGCGUUUAAAACAUAAGGCACCUUCUGCCAAUCUUUCAGAUUCUGGCAAUGAUAGCAGCUCUGAUGAUUAUUUUAAAUUUCAAUCGAAAUUCACAUCUCGCCAGACAUUUAAUAAGCAACAAGAAACCGAUAUUUGUGAUUACGUCAAGAAAUGUGCUUUUUAUUCUUACGGCUUAACUUAUCAAACUUUAAAAAAGUUUGCAUAUGAUUACGCUAAAGCUAAAAAUUUGGUUACUCCAACUGCCUGGGAAAAAUCCAAAGAAGCUGGAGACGAUUGGCUUUACGGAUUUCUUAGAAGAAAUGAUUCUAUAUCUCUUCGUAAACCUGAAAAGAUCAGUUUGGCAAGAUUACGCGGUUUAACUAAAUCAGCAGUGGAAAGUUUUUUCAAAAACCUUACUACGUUGUUUGAAAAGUACUCAUUUCAGCCAAAAGAUAUCUAUAAUUUGGACGAAACUGGUUUAACUACCGUGAUGGAGUCUAUUAAGAUUUGUGCUGCAAAAGGACAACGUUCUGUUUCUCAAGCAUCUUCCGCUGAGCGCGGCAGCUUGGUUACAAUCGUUGGCAUAGUUAAUGCUUGUGGAAAUCGUUUGCCUCCGGCUUAUAUAUUUCCUCGUGUACGUUUCAGUGAAAGAUUCGGAAGUGGAUGCAUGCCCGGUUCGUUGAUAUUGAAUACAAAAUCCGGAUGGAUGAUUUCCGAACUCUUUGCAAAUGUGCUGAAACACAUUAAAAACUUUACGAACUGUUCAGUUAAAAACCCAAUUCUAAUUCUGCUUGAUAAUCAUGCGUCACAUUGCAGUUUGGAAAGCAUUAACUAUUGCGCCGAGGCUGGAAUUGUAUUACUUUCUUUUCCUCCACAUACAUCCCAUCGUCUACAACCAUUGGAUGUAUCAGUUUUCGGACCCUUUAAGCAAUUUUGCCGCAAAGCCUUUAACGAUUUUUUAACCACAAAUCCUGGAAAACAAAUCAGUAUAUAUGAUAUCGGCACCUUAACUCAACAACCAUUUCAAAGAGCAUUUUCCCCAGAAAACAUAAUGAACGGAUUCAAAGCAACAGGAAUUUGUCCUCUCAAUACCCAGGUUUUUCAAGAUGAAACAUUUGCGCUGGAGUCUGUAACAGAUGAGGAAGUUGAACGCGUUCCUCCUGAUAGAUCAGAUGAUAUGAAUUCAUCACAAAAUGCUACAAAAAAUCCACGAAGCAACCUAAUAAAAUGAGUUUAUAUACAAAAUGCUGGUUUAUUUUAAUUCAAAGACAGCACAAAAUUGUUUUACCUAAAUAUGCAUGUAGGUGUCAAAUGCUCCCCUCCUAAAGUCAAAUGUACCCCGUGACAGGGGCACAUUUGACAAAAUGGCUUUUUUUUUAAAAACUGUAAAUUAAAGUGUAAAAGGGAGUCGCUGAAAAAAAAACUCCGGCAAUAUUAUAAAGCUGAAUAAUUGCUCUAAAGCAGGUAACAACUUAUUUUAUGAUAAUUCAAACACAUUUCGAGAAAUUUUAUUUCAAAAAAAAGGUGUCAAAGGUACCCCAGUUUCCCC